AUGAAGAAUGGUCCUGUUUUGAAUUCAGUACAACAGGAGAGCCUAACAAGACCAGUUAGUGAUGAAGAAAUUUUCAAUGCAAUGUUCUCAAUACCAGGGGACAAAUCACCUGGACCAGAUGGUUUUGGGACUCAUUUCUUCAAAGACACAUGGCCUAUAGUGGGUGAAGACAUCAGUGCUGUAAUAAAAGAUUUCUUCACAUCAGAUGAUGUCAUUUUGUGUAGUAGAGGGGACUAUGUGUCCGUUUAUUCUCUUCUCCAGGGAUUUAAGCAUUUUUCUGAAGUGUCUGGGCUGGAAGUAAAUGAGAACAAGACAGAGAUGUAUACAUCAGGCAUGAAACAAGAGGUGGUUCAAAGGCUUAAGAAUGUGACAGGGUUUAAAAUGGGCUCUUUCCCUUUUAAAUACCUUAGUGUGCCAAUCUGUUUCAAAAGAAUUUCAAUAAAAGAUUGUAUGAACCUGGUUGAAAAGACCACUUCUAGAAUUAAAAACUGGAGUAGCAGAAACUUGGCUUAUCAAGGAAGGCUGGGGGUUUGGGCAUCAGACAGGUUGGUGAGUGGAAUAUUGCAGCAAUGGGGAGGUAUGUAUGGGCUAUUGCUACAAAAAAAAGACAACCUAUGGAUCAAAUGGGUUAGUGAAGUGUAUAUCCAACAGCAAAACUGGUGGAAUUAUCAACCACCUAAGGGGUGUAGCUGGUAUUCGAAGAAGAUCUGCAAUGUGAAAGACAUCUUAAAAGAGAAAAUAACAGAAGAAAAUUUGAAGCAGAUGAACACAUAUUCCAUUAAACAAAUUUACAUGAUACUGACUGGUGAUCAUGUAAGAGUUCAAUGGGAUAAGUUGGUCUGGAAUAGGCUAACUGUUCCAAAACAUAGGUUCUUUAUGUGGCUCAUUAUGCUGGACAGGCUACAGACAUCAGCAAGGUUGUGUAAAUAUGGAAUCAGUGAGAGUGCCAACUGCCUCAUUUGUGAUAGAGAAGAGGAGAAUCAAGAUCAUCUGAUGCUGCAAUGCAAAUACAGUAAGGAAAUCUGGAAGCUGAUCAUGAGAUGGCUGCAAAUCAAUAGUAAUUACAAUACUACUGAUGGAAUGACUAGAUGGUUGCAAAAGUGUAGAGCCAGCAAGUUUAAAAGACAGGUGUAUAUAGCCACAAUGUAG
This is a messenger RNA of Beta vulgaris subsp. vulgaris (sugar beet), 1149 nucleotides long. RefSeq lists its product as uncharacterized. NCBI's taxonomy places the organism in Eukaryota, Viridiplantae, Streptophyta, Magnoliopsida, Caryophyllales, Amaranthaceae. The coding region runs from base 1 to 1149 and encodes 382 amino acids. The record is from RefSeq and is a predicted model, not a curated record. The transcript has 3 exons.